Messenger RNA from Tachysurus vachellii, 700 nucleotides. RefSeq names its product LSM10, U7 small nuclear RNA associated (gene lsm10). The record is from RefSeq and is a predicted model, not a curated record. Gene Ontology annotation, biological process: mRNA 3'-end processing by stem-loop binding and cleavage. Gene Ontology annotation, molecular function: histone pre-mRNA DCP binding; U7 snRNA binding. Gene Ontology annotation, cellular component: cytoplasmic U snRNP body; nuclear body. Lineage: Eukaryota; Metazoa; Chordata; Actinopteri; Siluriformes; Bagridae. The transcript is spliced from 2 exons. The coding region runs from base 113 to 472 and encodes 119 amino acids.
GUCACCAUAAGACGGAAGUUGGGGGCGGAGCUACGGGUUUGUUGUGAAAAAUGUUACAGCGGUUUAAAAUAACAGCGAAUCAGAGAGAUUCCGGUCCUGUAGCAGGUAACUGAUGGCGACUCAGUCGAUCGCAGAGCGAACCAUCUCUGAGAACAGCCUGGUGGUGCUACUGCAGGGUCUUCAGGGUCAGGUGACCACUGUGGAGCUGAGAGAUGAGAGCAAGGCUCGGGGACGUGUCCUCAACGUGGACGCCUUCAUGAACGUCCGUCUGGAGGACGUUGUGUACCGGGACAGACAAGGAAACGUUUCGGAGAUGGCCGACAUGUUCGUGACUGGCCGUAAUGUUCGCUAUGUCCACAUUCCUGACCAUGUGGACAUCACAGAGACCAUCAAGAAGCAGCUGGAGAAGAUUCACAGAGUGCGCUGCUUCACUGAGAAAGGGAGGAAGGAGUUCAGCAAUAAAAAAAAGUAAACCAGGAAGAAUAAUUCCUCGUAGAGGUUUUUGCUUUCAGGCUGCUGAUAGUCAGUUCAGUGUUAAAUCACAGACGUUUCUGUUGUUCCUGUGACACGUGACUGAAAAACGCUAACCUUUAACGACAGUGGUUGUGUAUCAGCACGCGAUUCAUCUCAUGUUUCCUGUAAGAUUCAAUCAUGUUUCCUGUAAGAAGUUUUUUCUAUUAAAUGUUUAUGUGCAAAUACA